CAGGGAGCCUACCUCUGCGGACAGGAGCCCUGCAUGCAAGGCGGCAGCAGGACCAAGGGGUAGCUAAGGCUGGCCAGAGAAUCAGGGGGCCUGGAUCCCGGUGGUUUCAGAGCCCACCAGCAUUUCCUAAGCCCCUCUCCUCCCUGAACCAGGUUCUGUUUCUCUGACUUCUCUCCCCCGGUAGUUUUUACAUCCCUGACACAGACUUCCUGUGAGUCAUCACAGCAGACAUUAGAGAAGUAACUGGAAGAAGAGACCAAGUGUGGUGAUGGGGUAUCCGGCAAGUGACAGCUGAUGAAUUAAAACCUUCUCCCUGGCCAGUUCUGAGGGCAAUGAGAGAAAGCAGAUGAAGGGAAAUAAGAAUUACUGCCCAAAGGGGAGUCAUGAAAACUGGCAUCAGCGCCUUUGUAGGCUCAGAAGCUUCCCUGAGCCUCGGCAGGCCAAGAAAAUUGGAGGACAUGGCAACAAAGACCCCAGAUGAUCGCUCUUCUUGUGCGUGAGCUUCCUGCCAGCUCAGCCCCGAGAAACUGGACGAUGGAGAAGCUGACGGUUAUUAAGGUGGAAGUGGAAACUCUUCUCAAGCAACCCCGGGAGAAGAUGUACACUUGCACGAUCUGCGGGGACAGCUUUAAUCACAAGGGCGUCCUAGCCACGCACCAGAAGACCCACAAGGAGGAGAUGCUGGUGGAGAACAAGGAGCAGGAGGGAAGUGCCGUCACAGCAGGAAAGCAAACAAGCCAGCAAGCCAGCAGAAGGGCAGAGGAGGCCAGCCAUGAAGGCGUGAACCAGCAGGGAGAUCUCUUGGUGCCGAAGGAAUCCUUGCAGAAAGCAAAGCCCUACUCUUGCACCGACUGUGAGAAGAGCUUCAAGAUGAAGGUGGACCUCACCAAGCACCUCAGGACCCACACAGGGGAGAGGCCUUUCCCGUGCACGGAGUGCGGGAAGAGGUUCAUCACCAAAUCGCAACUGAAGGAGCACCAGAGGAUCCACACCGGGGAGCGACCUUACCAGUGCUCCGAGUGCGGGAAAUGCUUCACGCAGAAGUCACAGCUCAUAGUUCACCGGAGGAUCCACACUGGCGAGAAGCCCUACAAGUGCGGCAGCUGCCAGAAGAGCUUUGUGGACAAGUCGCAGCUCGUCGCCCACCACCGUAUCCACACAGGUGACCGCCCCUUCAAGUGCGGGUUGUGCGCCAGGGGUUUCCGCCAGAAGAUCACCCUCAUUAAACACCAGAGGGUCCACACCGGGGAGGGGGCGCGGCGGCAUGGCGGGCCCUAUACUGGCAACGCCUCGCGGCUCAUCGUUCCCGAGUCGACGCCGGACGGGGAGAAGAUAUUCCGAUGCGGCACGUGUGGAAAGGAGUUCAAGAAGAAGUCGAUCCUGGUGACCCACCAGAGGAUCCACACCGGGGAGGAACCCUACCAUUGCGCCGAGUGCGGGAAGCGCUUCCGGCAGAAGAUCCACCUGAUCCGCCAUCAGAGGACCCACGCCAGGGGGGAGGCCCACGUCUGUGUCGAGUGCGGGGACGGCUUCAGCAGCAAGGGGCAGCUGCUGAGGCACCAGCGGUGCCAGCACCAGAGCGAGGGACCCCACACGUGUCCUGAGUGUGGGAGAAGCUUUAGCCAGAAGGUAGGCCUCAUGGCGCACCAGAGAGUCCAUGAGAGGGAGAAGGGAGAUGGGAGCGUGGCCGCCACUGAGGGGAGCCCUGGUGAGGCGGCAGACGAGAGGCUGCCUGCCAAAAAUGGCAAAGGCAGCAGCCAUCCGGGGGACCUGACGGCGCCUCGUAAGAGCCAGGUCUAUACCUGCACCCAGUGUGGCAAGAUGUUCACCAAGAAAGGGAACUUUGCCAACCACCAGCGGGCCCACACGGAGGAACGGGCGCACCGGUGUGGCGUCUGCGGCAAGAAGUUCACCAAGAGGGGGGAGCUGACCAAGCACGAGCGGAUCCACACAGGCGAGAGGCCGUAUGUCUGCGGCGACUGCGGCAAGCGCUUCACCCAGCGCACCCAGCUGGUCACCCACCAGCGCAUCCACACCGGCGAGAAGCCCUACCCCUGCGCCGACUGCGGCAAGCGCUUCAUCGACAAGUCCCGGCUGACGGUGCACCGGCGUAUCCACACCGGCGACCGGCCCUUCCAGUGCGCCGCCUGCGGCAAGGGCUUCCGCCAGAAGAUCGCCCUCAUUAAGCAUCACCGAGAGCAUAAAUGCCCCCAGUGCGGCAGAGGCUUUGGCACCAAGGAGAACCUGGCCAGCCACCAGCGGCUCCACACCACCGAGAGGCCCUUCAAGUGCGGCGAGUGUGGGAAGAGCUUCACGCAGAAAGCCCAGCUGGUGGUGCACCAGCGCAUCCACACCGGGGAACGCCCCUUCCGCUGCACUGACUGCCACAAGGGCUUCAUCGACAAGUCCCGGCUCAUCGUCCACCGCCGGAUCCACACCGGCGAGCGGCCCUUCAAGUGCACGGCCUGUGGGAGGGCCUUCACCCAGAAAAUCGCCCUGACCACCCACCAGAGAGUCCACAUGAGGGAGCACGAGGCCGCCCGGGAGCCCAACAAAUACUCCGAGCACGGGGAGAACGACGCGGGCAAGGCCGAGCCAGGUGAGGAGUGGCCCUUCCCCUGCAACGUGUGCGGCCGGGGUUUCCGCAAGGAGAUAGCCCUCAUCACCCACCAGCGGGUUCACACCAAGUACGAACCCAACAGGUGCAGCAAGUGCGGCCAGGUCUUCCCUGACAAGGCCCAGCUGCUCCUGCAUCAGCCCUCCCACGCGGAGGACCGGCCCUUUAAAUGCAACACCUGCGGAAAAGAUUUCAAGCGGAAAGAGAUCCUGAUCACCCACCAGAGAAUCCACACGGGAGAGGUGCCUUUCAAAUGCACCGAGUGCGGGAAAAGCUUCUCCCAGAAAGCCAACCUCAUGAAACACCAGCUCACCCACACCCGGAGGGGCCCCUUCAUCUGCUCUGAGUGUGGGCAGAGCUACACCACCUUGGGGCAUUUUAAAAGGCACCAGAGGAACCAUCUGAGAAAGCGGGAGGGGAAAGACUUGGCAGAGGAGCAGGAUGCAGACGGGCUGCCGGAGACAGGUGUGCACAACGGGCCCAUCAUCGUGGUCAAGACAGAAGUCAAUACAGACGACUAUGAGGUCCUGCAGGUCCCAUGACACCGCCCUCAGCAGGGAGCGGUGCGUGUGUGUAAAGGGGUCCUCCAGAGGCAAUGCAGGAGUAAGGGCCCUGGUGCUGCCAACCCCUAGCGUUCAAAGAAUCCCGGAUCAAGCUGCCCCCUCCAGUCAUGAGAUUGGCUAAAAUGUCAUGAGAUUUGAGAAAAAAUAAUACAUGUGGGGUUCUUUUUAUGAGCCGUUGGGGGUCACGUUUUCAAGGUUUUCUCUGCAACCACAUGGGCCAGAAACUUACUUUUUCCAAUGAAAUCUGUGAUUUUGGAUGUCUUCACGUGACUCCUGGAGCUGGGGCUUUAAGGAAAAGCACCAAAUAUCCCAAGAGUUGGCAACCCUGACUCUUCCGUAGAUCAGUAUCUUAGCACUCAGCAGCACCAAAUAGCAAUAUUAAGCCAGCUGACCUGGGUUGCUGGUGGUCCAUGGGAGAGCAUCAGCGAUUCACUGCAGUGUAAAACGUCCCCGGUCAUCAUUCCAUACAACAGUAAGAGAGGCAGACAUCAUCACAGGCCUCCAUGUGGAUGGACCGGUGGACCCAUGCAGAGCCCCGUUGAAGUCAAUAGGCUCCCCAUGGGAUGCAGACAUCCACUUGUAUGGAAGGGUUAGCUGGAUCAGGGCCAAUGUACCUAGAAAGAGAGCACCUACUUGAAACAGAGAUAGGUCCAGAUCCUCAAAGGUAUUUAGGUGCCUAAUUCCCAUUGGCAUCCACAGAGAGUUAGAUGCCUAAAUACCUUUGAGGAUCUGGGCCAUAGUGUUUACUUCAAAGUCUGAUCUUUUCUGAUGAUCACGCUUUAAAAUACGCUCACAUACGGUUUUAUUUCGCUAUGCGAUCACCAGUUUUAUUGUUUCAAUACAGGACAUUCACUGCAAAAGCACCAUUCUGGUUGAGGGUUGAAAUACGCAGGUUGCCUGAUUCACGGCUACGUUAUUCCAGUUUAAAUCUGCUGAUUCCAGUGGUGUAAAACUGGAGGAACGGAGCGGGAAAUCACGCCCAAGCUAGCUCCGGUUUUGCUGUCAGCUCCUCAGCUGCUGCACAUGGGCAGAGCUCAGCUGAAGUCACUGGAAGUACCCCAACUUGCAUCAGCUGAGAAGCUGGUCCGGGAUUCCCACACGAAGCAUUUCUCCCGCACUCUUGUGUCUGUAUAUUCCAGCAGUUCAGUGUCCAGGAGCCCAGAGUAUGACAUGUAGACAAGGGGAUGACAUUAGGAAGAAACUAUAACUUUGACUAUCCUCUCUGGUUUGCGUUUAAAUUCUUAACCAUAGCAUUGCCCUGGCCUGAGGCCCUUCCCCCUCUGUAGAAAAUCCAUAUGAGAGGAAAACGUGGGCCAUGAUCCUGAGAACCUGUAACUCCCAUGGCUUCCCAACAGUGUGAUCCAGGAGAACUUGUGUCCCAAGCCUGCCGGUCCCAGGGCAUUUGCAGGGCGGGGUUGUCUACCUCUUCCCCUUCACUCCUUGCUCCCUGGCUGUAAGUCUCGCUAAGGCCUUAUACGGCUAUGGGUUCCCAGCUCCCCUGGGUUAAAGCUGCUGGGAUUGCUAUGUAACGUGGCUCUCUCCUGACUCCGCCCUGCGCAACCCCAUGAAAAGCCACUGAGCCCCAGUCACAUGGAGGCUCGGGGAUGAAGAGAGCAAUGGCAGCUGUAGGGGCGGCCCAGCACUGCAGCUCCGUCCAUCCCAUCUGCCCCCGGGCGGCCGGGAGGAUGGCAGGGCUCAGCCUUGGUUUGGAAUGAACGUCGGAACCAUUUCAUCCAUACCUGCCGCCUUCUGCUCUCUCUCCUCUUCCCCAGCAGAGUCAGGCUUUCCAUUACAGACGGGAGCGUGGUUCCUCCAGGGUACGUCUCCACUGCGGCAGGGAGCGAGCCGCCCAGCCCGGGGAGACGGCCUUGGGUUAGCAGGGCUCGCGCGAGCAUGCUACAUAAUAGCUGUGUGGCCAUUAUGGCACCGGCAGAGGCUCAGGCGAGCCACGCGGUCUGAGACCCACCCUACCUAGCCUGAGCCUCCACCCAGGGCCACAACAUCCACUCUGCUGUGUUUGAGCGUGCCAACCCAAGGCGCCCCAGACUCCUUGCUGCAGCGGAGACAUGCCCGAAGAGUUCACGGAUCCCUCCUGGGGCCUCCCUUCCUGACGUCAGCACGCUCCAUUUGCGACAACAGAGACGCAUGGGAGUUUGAGGUGGAAAAGCCUCAUUCGGUCAUUUCCCUUCCAAUGCAGGAUUCCCAACUUUUGUCUAGGGUGACCAGAUGUCCCCAUUUUAUAGGGACAGUCCCAAUUUUGGGGUCUUUUUCUUAUAUAGUCUCCUAUUACGCCCCGCCCCCUGUUCCGAUUUUUCACAUUUGCUGUCUGGUCACCCUACUUUUGUCCAGUCCAGUUUUUAAAUGUCCCAAAGGAAAACGGCUGCCCCGUUUUCCCUGGGGAGACCGUUCCACAGCCUAAUAGCUAUUGAGAAAGUUCCCCUUAUAUUCAUCCUAAAUGCUCCCUUUCUUAGAUUCCUUCCAUUGCCCUGAAUAUCACACCAAGAAUGAGGCCCAGUGUUUUACUGCACAGGGUCUGCUGAAAUCCUGGUCUGGAUCAUGCAAUAUGGAAGUGCAUCGCUGCUUGCAGGGAGUGCCAAGAGGAGCAGCAUUAACUAAACAAUGAUGGAGGGUUUAAUAAGUCUAUGACUAUCUGAAUGCUGUGGACACCAAAGAGGGAGAGGAAUGAUUUAGGCUCUGAUCCUGCAAACACUUUUACACAUGCAUAACUUUUAGCACAUAGAUAUGCCCAUUGACUUCAACAGGAUUGUUUGUAUGCUUCAAGUUCAGCACGUUUAAGGGCCUUAAUCAUUUCCUCUCCCUCUCUGGUGUGCACGGCAUUCCGAUAGUCCUAGACUUCUUGUGCCCUCCAUCAUUAUUUAGCUCAUGCUGCUCUUCUCGGAGGGCCCCCCACUCAGCAAUCCAUUCCCAUAUUGCAGAAUCCAGACCAGGACGUAGGCACACCCUGUGGGGUAAAACUGAGCAGUACAAAUUGGGGUCCAGAGCUGACCCAAACAAAAAUGGCAAAACUUUAACUCUUUUGUUUUGCUUUUUUCCCAAAACUGACUAAUUUUCUCGGUUUUGGAAAUUUCCUCCAACCUUUUUUUUAAUUGACCCUCCCCCCCACCUCCCAAAAAAAAUUUUAGAAUGUGAAAAUAGAAAAUGUUUGGUUUAGGAAAAACUCCACCUGUGAUUAACUCAAGCAAUCAAAAUUGGUGCCGAACACGUAAAGGGUAAACAAAAACGAAUACAUGGAAAAAAAUCAUUGAAAAAAAGGAACAAUGUUGAAAAA
Messenger RNA from Chrysemys picta bellii (western painted turtle), 6469 nucleotides. The record is from RefSeq and is a predicted model, not a curated record. Lineage: Eukaryota; Metazoa; Chordata; Testudines; Emydidae.